UCUGCCGACUCGAACCUGGCGAGGAAGACGAACCUCGGUCGUUGUCUGCGGACGAAAGGACUUCGCGGUGAGACGCACAGACAAAAAACAACAAUGAACACUUUUGAAAAGAAGCUGGCGGACAUGAUACAUGAACACCCAAAUCUCUACGACCAAUCCCGGCGGGACUACAAAGACAAUCUGAAGGCGCACGUGUCGUGGAAAGAAAUCGCAGAGUCCAUGGGAAAGUCUGAGGAAGCGGUGAAGCUGAAAUGGAAAAAUCUACGCGACAAGUUCUGUAAAGCGAAGAAGCGAAUGGCGAAGAGAAACGUCCCCCCGCUAACAGACGACGAGAACCCGGUGGAGAGGCCCGUCCCGGUGCUGUACAACCAGCUGGCCUGGCUCACUGCCUACGUUAAACCCAGAGUAACCGCUGGCAUGGGAGACACCGACGAGGCAGCUGGAAGUGGAGAUGACAUGGAGAAAGAGCGAGAUAAAGACGAGAAAGAGCAGCAUGUUCCCCUGCCUGUCGUCAGCACUAGUUUCCCUCUCGUGGAGUCCUGCCCAACCAACCAUGAAGAGAUGGGAGUCUCUCUCAAACGUAAAAGGCAAACAACCACAGAAACUGAGAUAAGUUCUGCAGAUGCCCUUACCAGCCUCAGAGAUGAAGACGAACUGUUUCUGCUCAGCCUUCUGCCUUCACUGAAGAGGCUCACCAUUAAAAAAAGAAUGGAGGUGCGGAUGAAAUUCCAGCAAGUGCUUUAUGCUGCAGAGUUUGAGGACUGAAGAGCUUGUUCAAAGGAAAUUUACAAUGAUUGUUUGAGUAUUCAACCUGUAAAUAGAUUUUUCGAACCAUUAUAACUCCUUAAUAUUUAUUUUUGCACACUUACCCCUAUAAGACAUCAAAAUAUAAUGUAAAUAUAAUGAGCUUUAUCCUUUGAAAACAGAGAAAAGAGUCUCUCUUUCUGGAUGUUGGCAGUAGAGCCGCCCCUUUGUUACCAAUAAAAAAAUGAGAGUAAGCAUAUAAUUAUUAGUUAAUUUGGUGCACUUUACAGUAAAAUAUAAUGCAAUCAAAAACAACAGCCCCAAAAUAAAUCAUUUUGAAGCAGGUUUGGUUGACACUGUGUCAGAUCCAACUAAUUUUGUCCACAUCCAUUUAUGUAAUUCUUUUGUCUAGAGGUAUUGGUUGAUUGAUCUGAUUAAUGUGUCAUAUGUUUUGUAUGAAAGGCUCUCUACACAACAAUGUAACAACUUUAAACUCCUUGUCUAGCUCUGCUCGUUGGCUUACGGUUUCCAGGUAAACCUUGAUGACUGACUAACAGCACUAUGCCAGCUCACAACAUAAUGAAUUCUGGUAUAAUUUGAAAUGACUGCAGUUAUUUUGUUUAACAUAUAAGCUACAAAGUUAGGAAACAGUCAGUUCCAUACAAUUUAGUUCCAAAAACUGUUCUGCUUUCUAACGCUGCCUGAUUCAUUUCACACAUUUUUGUAGAUUAGACAGAGACACUGACUGUGAACAAAUAUCUCCUCUGUAUCUUUCUGAAGGGAAUCGUUUCUACUGUAUAUAUUUUGCAAAUAAACAUGUUGUUGCUUCUGAAAAACA
Molecule: messenger RNA, 1582 nt
Organism: Thunnus maccoyii (southern bluefin tuna)
Lineage: Eukaryota; Metazoa; Chordata; Actinopteri; Scombriformes; Scombridae
Exons: 2
Coding region: 94-765 (223 amino acids)
Biological process (GO): regulation of transcription by RNA polymerase II
Cellular component (GO): transcription regulator complex; nucleus
Molecular function (GO): DNA binding
Source: RefSeq, a predicted model, not a curated record